Messenger RNA from Jaminaea rosea, 2721 nucleotides. RefSeq names its product Pkinase-domain-containing protein. The coding region runs from base 326 to 2482 and encodes 718 amino acids. The record is from RefSeq and is a predicted model, not a curated record. Gene Ontology annotation, molecular function: protein serine/threonine kinase activity; ATP binding. The transcript has a single exon. Lineage: Eukaryota; Fungi; Basidiomycota; Exobasidiomycetes; Microstromatales. Gene Ontology annotation, biological process: protein phosphorylation; intracellular signal transduction; intracellular monoatomic cation homeostasis.
CCUCGCUCGCCCGCCUUGCCGCCUGCCGCCGCUGCCUGGCGGUCAGAGGGUCGCGCUCGCGCUCGCUGCACACGGCACUGAGUCCACUCGUCACGCCGUCCUCAUCCCUCAUCGACGACGCCGCCGACGACGACAUCGACUCGCUGCUUCUUAACCAGGCCGCCACCACUUGCAAUUUCCCCUCUCGAGGGGAUUGCGACGGCAUCGUCUGCGCAGCGACUCGAUCCGCCCUAAGCCGCUACCUCCAUCCUCCCCUGCUUAGCCUCGUUGGCUGCUGCGCCCACUGCCCCUCGCCGCUCGCCGCCCGCCGCCCGCCACUCGCAACAUGGUGUCACUCACUUCAGUCCCCACGGCUCGAGACCGCGAACUCAAAGCUGGCGAACUCAUGUCCGACUCCGAGACCGAGUCCAACCUCUCGCGGCCACCCACGCCUGAGCGUCAUCACUACCCAAAGCAUCGAUUGAGCGGUAUGCAGAGCAAGGACGGCAAAGCACUGAGGCACGAGCCUAGCGAGGAGGGUGGUAGGCUCGAGCUCGUACGAGAGCCUACGCCCUACGACACCACCAAAGCUCCCAACGUCAAUGGAUCGACGUCAGAUCCUGCCGAGAUUGGCAAAGUGGCUGCCAACGCCGCCGCGAAUGGCGCAUCACCUCGACGUGCUGCGUCUCCAUCGCGAGCCUCAUCGCCGCCACCUCGAGCAAUGUCGCCCCCUCCCAAGGUGGCUGCCACGACCAAGGUGAGCAACAACACGCUCAAGGGAGGCAAUGGAGGCUUCACGCCGCCUCCGUUCGUGUCCAACAACUCGACGUCGUCUCUGGCAACGAUCAAGCAGCCACCUGCGCAGCCAGCCGGGCAGCAUGCCGAGGCGGCGCAGCAACAUCAGCAGGGGCGCGACAAGGGUGAGCGUGAGGGGGGGCGCGGUAUUUUGAAGCGCAUGCUUUCUGGCGGACACGAGAAGGACCGAUCUGGGUCCGGCCAACAUUCGCCCUCGAGAAUACCAAACAACCGCUCAGCAUCCGCCUACACCCAUGGCACUCGCUCUCCCUCUGCAUCGACCCCGCCGGGCACGCCCAAGCACGAGCACGUCGGCACUCCGGAUGGAGCGAGUCUCAUGCACGCAGUCCAGUCGAUGAACCUCAAUACCGGCGAGAAGCGGGACGGGCAAUCACCAAGCGUAUCGCAGCCUCCUAGUCGAGCUCAGUCAAUCAAGAGGCAAGUCGCUGGCGGCAGGGAGCCAUCUGAGAGCGGAGCGUCAUCGUCAGAUGCUGGGGGCAAUCGCCUUACAGCCGCAGCGCUCCGCGAUAUGGAGUCGAAGUCGAGCAAGCAAGCAGCUCCACCAAAGGACAAGGAUGCUCGCUCUACGGCCUCGUCCACGCUGCGCGACAUGAUCGCCGGCCUGGGCGGCUCUGGUCCCGGCAAGCUCGCACGUCGUGGCUCCAAUGUCUCUCACGGCGCUCGCUCAGAUAAGUCUGGCUCAGAAAAGGGCGGCGGCUCGCAGGCAGGCGAUGGCAAAGGUUGGGGUAAAGGCUCAACAGCAGGCAGUGAGAAUACCACUUCGCUGCUCAAGAAGUACGGCGUCUGCGAAAAGGCCGCCAUCGGCAAGGGAGCCACGGCUGUCGUCCGCCUCGCUCACAAGUGGGACCGCAGCACCGAGAAGCUCUACGCGGUCAAGGAAUUUAGAAAACGUCGCAAAAACGAGACCGAAAAGGAGUACGUCAAGAAGCUGACCUCGGAGUUCUGUAUCUCCUCGACACUCCACCACAUCAACAUCGUCGAGACGGUCGACCUAGUGCAGGACGAGAAUCGGCACUGGUGCGAGGUUAUGGAGUACUGCCCCGGCGGAGACCUCUACGCUGCGAUCAAGCGCGGUGGCAUGAGUCAGGGCGAGGUCGAGUGCUGCUUCAAGCAAAUUCUGAACGGUAUCGCCUACCUCCACUCAAUGGGCGUGGCGCAUCGCGAUAUCAAGCCGGAAAACCUGCUACUGGACGCCAGCGGCCACGUGAAGAUCACCGACUUUGGCGUGUCAGACGUCUUCCGCAUGUGCUGGGAGAAGUCGACCCACUACUCCAAGGGACUCUGCGGUUCUGAGCCCUACAUUGCGCCGGAGCAGUUCGAGGCAAAGGAGUACGACGCUCGCCUCGUCGACGUCUGGGCGGCUGCUGUCGUCUUCUACUGCAUGCAGUUUCAAGAACUCCCGUGGAGAGUAGCAAAGAUGUCAGAUCCGACGUUCAAGGAGUUUGUCCACUCGUACCACGGAUCGCCCGCUCCAUCCCCGCUCUCCAAUCUGAGCCCACGCGAGUGUCGACCUCUCCUCAAGAAGAUGCUCUGCCCGGAUCCCAAGGGACGGUGGGGGCUCGAUGAGAUCCUCAAGGAUCCGUGGCUGCAGAGCGUGCCGCUUUGCGAGAAUGGCGUGUCGACGGAGCACAAGCAUCACAUUGUCCAGGCGACGGUCGUUUCCACGCGUGGCGACAAGGAUGGCUGAGCGCACGAGAUGGCAAGGGGUGGUGAUGAGGCGGCGUACAGAAGAGCAUUGCAACCGGCUUCUCCUGUAUACCACCUUUGCUCCUCUUGCGGGGCCGGUCAUUACGCCAAGCUUACUUCUCUCUGCGCCUCCCAUACCUACACUGCGCUCCUCUCUUCUACACCUUGCUUUGCGUCUCGUAUCAUCUCUCGUGUCUCCUCCUUCUCGCCAUGAUACAAUCGUAAUGACAGCUUUCGGAC